This is a messenger RNA of Drosophila simulans, 1352 nucleotides long. RefSeq names its product mitochondrial pyruvate carrier 2. The transcript has 3 exons. Gene Ontology annotation, molecular function: pyruvate transmembrane transporter activity. Gene Ontology annotation, biological process: pyruvate import into mitochondria. Gene Ontology annotation, cellular component: mitochondrial inner membrane. The record is from RefSeq and is a predicted model, not a curated record. The coding region runs from base 1 to 465 and encodes 154 amino acids. Lineage: Eukaryota; Metazoa; Arthropoda; Insecta; Diptera; Drosophilidae.
AUGUCGUCCACAGCCGUUCAGCCACCCCCGCCCGUUCCGCCGCCGCCACCAUCGGCCGCCCCUUCCGCCGGAAAGGGCAUCCACUCCAAGCUGUACAACGGGAUGAUUGGCGCCGCCGACAAAUUUGUGCCCGCCAAGCUGCGGCCACUGUGGAUGCAUCCAGCUGGUCCCAAGACGAUAUUCUUCUGGGCACCCGUCUUCAAAUGGGGUCUCGUUGCCGCCGGCCUGAGUGACUUGGCCCGACCAGCCGACACCAUCUCCGUGUCUGGAUGCGCCGCCCUGGCUGCCACCGGCAUCAUCUGGUCGCGUUACUCGCUGGUAAUCAUACCCAAGAACUACAGCCUGUUCGCCGUGAAUCUCUUCGUGGGCAUCACGCAGGUGGUGCAGCUGGCACGGGCCUACCACUACCACCAGAGUCAGGAGAAGCUGAAGCAGGAGCAGCAGCUGCCGGCGGUGCAAAAUUAGAUACAUAUCGAAUCGAAUACCGGUGCUGUACCCUUUAUAUAGACUUUAAUCGAACUGUUAUGUACAUACAAAUCCCACAACGCACAACGUAAACGAAAGGAUUAAGAGAAAGCUGUGCUCGCAGAUCGCGCCAACCUGGUUUUUCAACCUGUUAACCAUUAUUAUUUAUGGUACACCGCCUUAUCGACGUGAUUCGUAUUACUUAAGUUGUAACAGUGGAGGCUUUGCGUAUAGUUAAAUCGAAACGAGAAUGAUAAAUCAAUACAUUUUAAGACUUUAGUAACUAGAUAAACGUAGUUGUUCGUUUUAUUGGGUUAAAGUCAGUAACAUAAUGAACCAAGUUGGCUAAAAGUCUUUCCUUAACGGUAUUAUUAUAAGUACGCCAAAUCGUAUAGAAAAUGAAAAUUUAAAUGUAAAAAGGUGUUAUUAAUUGCAUUAAAACCGGACUAUCAAGAAUAUAACUCAUACGCCAUGUGUGAUGAAUCUAUUUGCACAUUAAAUGAACGAUAACAGUGUUGAGUUUUACACAAUUAGUCAACACAAAUUAAUUAAAACCCAAUAAAAGGAGAAUAUAACUAACAGCUUUUAUUAGCAUUGCGGCAAAAGCAAAGUGCGAAAAGAGGGGCUGGCGUCGUCGUAUUCUAGUGGCUGAUAGUGCUGGUGAUAACAGGAGCGUUAAGCUAAUAAUACUAGAGAAACAUAAGCAUAUGUGCAUGGACCCCGGACUUUUCGGAAAGCUCAGUUGUAGAUGGACGCCUGGUUGGAGCUGUUGUGCCUCAGAUUGUUCCGGAGCACUACUUCCCAACUGGUUUAUCGCAAUCCCAGCCGAUUGUUAUUCCAGCGCUUCCAAUCAAUCAGCCCAUACUCAACAAAUACUUGACUACAGG